Dalotia coriaria is the source of this 1595-nucleotide messenger RNA. Its product is annotated as PHD finger protein 21A-like. Bases 230 to 1540 code for a protein of 436 amino acids. The transcript has 7 exons. The record is from RefSeq and is a predicted model, not a curated record. NCBI's taxonomy places the organism in Eukaryota, Metazoa, Arthropoda, Insecta, Coleoptera, Staphylinidae.
UUUGCGUUUGUUAUGUUAUCACCCUUUCUAAUGUCAGGAGUUUUCUUUCUUUGCGUAUCCGAGCAAUUUAACGAUAAUCACUGGUGAAAAAAAUCACAAACAACUGUUCAAACUAUCGAAUUACUCAUUUCAAAGCAAAGUUUUUGCUUCGCGUGGGCGCGUCUACCGUGAAAAAAUAGUUUGCGAGUGUUUGGAUAACAUUGUAAAGUGAACGGAAAAACUCGACAAGAUGAUUAACACAGAAGUUCCACGAGAGUUGAAAUGCAAAAUUCUCACCAACCAAAUGCAGAUGAAAGAAGCAAUUUCCAAGCAUCAGAAACUGAUGCUUAGAAUGAAAGAAGUAAAUAUUCGAUUGGUUAAACAAGUACAAGAUUUAAUAAAUGAAACUGAACAACAAAUUGUUAUUAUUGGUUUGGAGCAAAAAGCUCUGGUUGACAAAUUGAGGAAAGAACAUAAAGCACAUCAACAUAAAGAGAAGACAAAUGUGAUUAAAAACGGUGUAGAAGAUCGUCGUAUCAAUUUGACCAAUUCUUUUGUACGCGCUAGAAAACAAAAUAUAUCAAGCAUCAUACAAUCAGUAUCUCCGUCUGAUGAGUCAGACUUGAUAUCAACGCCUACUACACCUGAACCAACCACAUUCAAUCCAAUCAAUCCACAGGACAUUAGUCAAACAGAGUUCCUAACAUACUUUGGUCUAGCCACACAUGAUGUAUUUAAAGAGAUUCAAAACAAACGCGCCGAGAGAAAACGGCGACGCACUGCAAACCCGCAAUUUUUAUAUUCUCGCGGAUGGGACAUAUCAAAGCGAAAACGUAACGUAUAUUUGGCAUCAAAUGUUUCCCCGCCAAAUACACGUCAAUCGUCGAAAAAUAAACGCAGCAAUUCGCCACAAUUCAAGUCUUCCAGGCCAAACUCCCCUGUUGAUAAAAAGAAUUACGGCCAGAGGUGGCCCAGUGAUUUGACAAUCGAACGCGUUAAAGAGGAACAAGUUUGUGCAGAAUGUACAAAACCAGAUAAUUUAUUGGCUUGUGAAGUGUGUGGUUGCGCUUUUCAUGUGACUUGUCACAAUCGUCCAUUGAGUCAAACUCCACGCCACUGCCCUAAAUGUCUGAAAAGUAUCCUAGCACAUGAGGCUGAAGUUUCUGAAAAACUAUUAUUACGUUCGCAACUUGAAGAAAAGAACAAAGAGUUAACCGAGGAAUUAACGAAACUUCAAGAUCAACAUUCCGAGUUGGAAGAGUCGCUGAAAAUUGAAGACGUGGCUAAAAAAGAGAUGUUUGCGGCUCAGAAGACUGUGGAAACUAAGAUUGAUACACUUAUUGCGUUUAUUAAGACAUUUCAGGAGCCUAAGAGUAUCAAACCUGCUGUAGACUCAUCACCGCCCCCGGAAUCACCGAUUUCUGAGGAGAAGGAAGAAGUGUUCGAUGAUAAUCAAUUGAUUGAUAAUCUACAAUCGUCUGAGACGAUGGAUUCAAUGGUUUCACCACCUGCAUCUCCAACUGUUGAAUCAAUUGGUGAAGACACAGCUGAAACAGCUUAAAUUUAAUGAUAUUCAUUCUAAUGAAUGCUGUUCUUCAUUACGAUUUUUAACAAAU